Messenger RNA from Hibiscus syriacus, 1006 nucleotides. RefSeq names its product E3 ubiquitin-protein ligase RMA1-like. Bases 45 to 791 code for a protein of 248 amino acids. Gene Ontology annotation, cellular component: endoplasmic reticulum. Gene Ontology annotation, biological process: ubiquitin-dependent protein catabolic process. Lineage: Eukaryota; Viridiplantae; Streptophyta; Magnoliopsida; Malvales; Malvaceae. Gene Ontology annotation, molecular function: metal ion binding; ubiquitin-like protein conjugating enzyme binding; ubiquitin protein ligase activity. The transcript has a single exon. The record is from RefSeq and is a predicted model, not a curated record.
UCGUGAUUCUAAUAUGGUAUUUCUUGUACGGAUUUUGGCAGCACAUGGCCAUUGAACACUACUUUGAAGAUGCUAAUGACCCUUUAAGUGGAGAGGGUAAGAAGUGGGAGAAUUCACCGAGUUCAUUCAUGGGUUCCGAUGACGAUCCCUCUGCCGGUUUCGACUGCAACAUCUGCCUCGACUCGGUACAAGAUCCGGUGGUUACUCUAUGCGGUCACCUGUAUUGUUGGCCUUGCAUUUACAAAUGGCUUCGUUUUCAGACCAUCUCCACUGAAAACCUGGACCAGAAACAUCAGGAGUGUCCGGUUUGCAAAGCUGAAGUUUCACAUGCCACGCUGAUUCCGCUUUACGGAAGAGGCCUAACGACUAAGGCGUCAACCGACAAUAUUCCGAACAGACCUCUCGGUCCUAUUGGUGUCCUUGACAGGAUAAGUUCACUUAAUUCCACCGAUGGUCUACAAUUCCGGCAGCCAUUCAAUCACCAUGGUUAUUCAUAUCAACCACAAAUCUACUAUACUCAACAAGGAGGCUAUCCCGGUUCAUCGAUGCUUAGUCCCGGUGGCAUGGAGAUAAGCGUACCAGAUCCAGUGACCCGAAUGCUCGGUGAGACGGUAUACAGAAGAGUACACGGGAACUCGGUGACGGAUUUAUAUACAUAUCCGAAUUCAUACAAUCUCGGAGGGAGCACUAGUCGUAGGAUCAGAAGGCAAUUAAUGAAGGCCGAUAAGUCGCUGAGCAGAAUAAGUUUUUUCCUCUUCUGCUGCGUAUUGUUCUGUCUUCUUUUGUUCUGAUUUUUAGUUCUCUGCUUUUCGUCGGAAGAAUUAUACCUGUACAGGAGAACUAAAGCAUACAAAGUUCAGCCGGACGUAGUAAUAAUACAGCAUGAGAUGUUGUCAUCUCCUGUGCUGCUUAUAGCAUUUAUAUGUAAUUGCAAGUUAUGUUUCAAGCUUAAAAAUCAAUCAUGCACGAACCAAGUGGCCUCCGUAAUAAAUGAAUUGUUGUUAUU